Photinus pyralis (common eastern firefly) is the source of this 3187-nucleotide messenger RNA. RefSeq names its product hemicentin-1. NCBI's taxonomy places the organism in Eukaryota, Metazoa, Arthropoda, Insecta, Coleoptera, Lampyridae. Bases 293 to 2227 code for a protein of 644 amino acids. The transcript has 11 exons. The record is from RefSeq and is a predicted model, not a curated record. Gene Ontology annotation, molecular function: protein binding.
GUCAAGUUGAAGUCUUGAACUAAUCAAAAGAGGACACUACAUGAUUGUCGUUUGCCUUUAGUUGGAAUUAUUAAAUGGUUGACUUUUACAGUUCAACAUUGAGGUAUAGGUAUUUCAUUCUCAUUAAGAAGAAAAAUGUGAGGUUCCUCCAGAGCAACCGACGAUACUGGAUAAAUGGGGACGACAAUUAAACGGUUCGAUAGGUCCACACGAAGAAGGCGAUGACAUAACGCUAACGUGUAGAACAGUCGGCGGUCAUCCCGAACCGACAGUGCGUUGGCUCGUAAAUGGAAUGCUCGUUGACGAGCAGUAUGAACACAACGCGGGCGACGUCAUUGAAAAUCGCUUAGUGUGGGCGGGUAUAUCAAGAAAAGACCUAGACGCCAUAUUCACAUGUCAAGCUGUAAACACGCUGCUUACCGAACCGAAAGAGGCGAUGGUUAAUUUGGAUUUAUACCUAAAACCCCUGACAGCGAGGAUUUUAAAGACCGUAAGCCCCUUAGUAGCAGAUAGACGAUACGAAGUGUCCUGCGAAUCUGCGGGAUCUCGUCCUUCGGCCAUCAUCACCUGGUAUAAAGGCAAACGUCAGCUUCGAAGGACUAAGGAAGAAACUCGAGAAAAUGUAACAAUAAGCGAAUUAAGUUUCGUACCAACAACGGAAGAUGAUGGAAAAUCCAUAACUUGUAGGGCGGAAAACCCCAACGUUACCGGCCUUUUUCUUGAAACAUCGUGGAAGAUCGACGUUGUUUACCCCCCGAUAGUGUCCUUGCGUCUCGGAAGCACGCUCAAUGCUGAUGACAUCAAGGAAGGCGACGACGUGUACUUCGAGUGCCAUGUCAAAGCCAACCCCCAUUGGAGACGUCUAACCUGGUUACACGAGGGGAUUGUGCUAAAUCACAAUACAUCUGCUAGAAUCAUCCGCAGUAACCAAAGCCUGGUUCUUCAAAGAGUCACCAGGCAAAGUGCUGGAAAAUAUGUCUGCUCCGCAGUCAACAGCGAGGGAGAAACUUUAAGUAAUGAACUUUCGUUCCGAGUUCAAUAUUCUCCUACAUGCCGUUACGACCGCAUCGUGGUGGUGGGAGCAUCCAGGGGGGAAAGCGUCGACAUUGCGUGCGAGAUUGAGGCGGAUCCGCCCGCUAAGACAUACAAGUGGAAGUUUAAUAAUUCGGGUGAGACGUUAGAGGUCGCGAGUGAACGGUUUGCUAGGACGAGUAAUGGGACCACUAGUGUUUUGCGAUAUACACCGGUAUCGGAAUUGGACUAUGGUUCUCUGUCCUGUUGGGCUAUUAAUUCCGUUGGUCAUCAGAUUAGCCCUUGUAUUUUUCAAGUAGUUGCGGCAGGAAAACCCUAUUCAGUUAAGAACUGCACGUUAUCAAAUCAAACAACAAGUUCGGUGGAAGUUUAUUGUCUACCAGGUUUUGAUGGAGGACUGCCCCAAUAUUUUUUAUUAGAAUUGUACUCGGCGAAUUCUGCCGUUCCUCGCUACAACAUAACUGCUAACGAUGAGCCAUAUUUUUAUCUAUCAAAUCUAGAGCCAGAUGUUACGUUUAAAAUAUCCGUAUUCGCCGUAAACGGCAAGGGAAGAAGUCAGGGGGUAAUUCUCGAAGAAGUAACGUUUAGGGAUCCGGAAAAACGCACGGCAUCUGACGGAGAUCUCCCAAUCUCACCGCUUCUUGGUAUCGUAAUUGGAGCGGCGUUUACGGUUAUUGUAGUCGUGAUGUUAAUAAUUAUAAGGGUUCGGAAAGCCCAUCCGCAGCCAGAAGCACUGUACGAGCAAAAGGUGGUGGGAAUCCCGCAUCAUCACAACAUGUCUUCCACUAAGCCACUGCUAAGAAGCGGUUCGCCUAGGGAAGUGUCCGAUGAGAGGGAUCCCGACGUCAUACCGGCGAAAUAUGGAUCGCCGGACGGUGCAAGCGACAAACAAAUUGGUACCGUAAAUGGCCCUUCAGGUCUUCCCGGAACCAAUGUUCCUACGUCACCGAAUCGUACACAAACUACGAUAGUUCCACAGAAUUGGAUUAGUCCCGGUCCAGCUCCACCUAUGGAUUCUGUAUUUCAUCAAUACAGUAAUCCAAUGCUUGGGACGUUUCCUAGGGAUUCGAGACCGAAAAACCUCCAAUUAGGAAAUGGCAGUUCUGCAACUCUACAAAAAACAGAUUUAGAAUUAAACGGAUUAGCCAUAAAGGAGAGAUUAAUGGCGAACCGUUUACCCGAAAGUUGUGUCUAAAAUUAUGUGUUUGCCCUUUCCCUUUUUUUUAGUUUUGGUUAAAGGACCGUCCAUUAUGAGUGCGUCGUAAAAGAAUGUUUAUUCUCUUUUUAUAAUAUAUUUGCGUGUUAUAAACGGACUGAUAGUAAUGUAAUUUUGUAUAUAAAUAAUGUAAAUAUGUUAAAAGAUGCAAAACGAAUUAUUGGUAAUUUUUUUGUUAUUUAACACACCUAGUGUUUUUUUUUGUAACGCUGUGUAUAGACAAUCUUAAUCAUAAACUAAUGAAAAUCACUAGUUAAUGUACAGUAUGUUACAUACCGUGAGGGGAUGUUUGAUGGUAUACAGUGAAUGUUACAGACUUUGUUAUAGAGGAGAAAAAAAUGCAAUUUAUUUAUAAAUAAAGAUAUGUGAAAGAUGAUUAAAUAGGAAAUGUGAAUAUUUUAAUAUGUAAGGCUUUAUAUUAAUGGCCGGUUUGCUCUUAAAUCUGAAUACAUGUUUUUACUCCGCCUGUUAUGUUAAUUUAUCGCUUACCAUGACACUUUUCUUGACACAUGAAGCGGUUAAAAUUAGUCCUACAUAAUGGAGUUAGCACAGUUUCAAUGUCAUUUUCCAAGACAAUUUCAGUAAAAAGGGGUUUUGUACAAUUAGCCAAUUACAAUUAUAAUGCACCGAUAAAUUGUCUUAGUAAAUGCGAAACUGUCGGCUAACUCCAAGAAUAAAGGUGGUAUUGACAAUAUCCAUAUCUUGAAUUUGACUUGUAAUAAUCAUUAAGGCAAUAGAAUUUUUUAAACAUAUCCAAACCUAAUUUACAUAUCCUUGCUAAUUUGUUGUGAACUUUCUACAGACAUUACAGUUGAGUGAUAACUGCAACAAUUUCGGAUAAUAUAAUACAAAUGCUAAUAUUAAAAUAUUAUUAAAAAUAUCAAUGUAACAAGAAUACUAUUUUUGUUAGAAAUAUUGUCAUUCAUUGAAUAUUUUACA